CAUCCAUUAGAGUCAGACGUGGUGAUACUGGGAUCUAUCAAUCCUGACCCAGGCUGGGAGGCCGAGACCCGGCAGCGAAAGGUGUUGGGGGGAACCCAGCUGUCUGCAGGGCUGCACGCCCCGUGUCACUUUGGCUCCUUAUCUGAGACCACGAGCCAAGAUCCCGAACGGUCCAACGAUGACCUAUUCACAUCGGUACGGAGAAGGAUGCAGAACCCUGAUUGGUCUGGAUUGCUUUGCCAAGAGAGCAUUGCCUCUCUAAGGCCUUGUGGCUGAUGAUGCCUUUUUUUUCAUAACUGCUUUCGGUAGAUUAUUUACAGGAGGUGACAGAGUCGAGUCUCGAAUUGGAAAUAGGGGAAUUGAAGUCCGAGGCUCCACUGGCCUUUCUGGACUUCAGACUGGAAAUUUGCAGUAAGGCCUGGUUGGUCCUUCUAAACGCAGAGAGGAGGAAAGAAUAAGGCUGUGGAGCGGUUGCAGAAUGAACUACUCAAGUGACAUAAUGAUCUUGAAAACAGCAAGAAAGGAACUGUGUCUGUUGAAGUGUAUAGAAAGUGGAAACAGAUGCACCUUUGCAGCAUGAAAUAUCUUAAUUAUUGCCUGUUCUUGAAGAGAUUCCAUUGUUCCAUUGACCUUUGCUGCCAUUGAGGCCUGUGGAGUUGAGUUAUGUCAACAUCGGCCUUAAUUACUUUGGUUAGAAGUGGUGGGAACCAGGUGAGAAGAAGAGUGCUGCUGAGCUCCCGCCUGUUGCAGGAGGACAGGCGUGUGUCACCCCCCUGCCACAGCUCCACUUCAGAGCCUAGGUGUUCUCGGUUUGACCCUGACGGUAGUGGACGGCCAGCCACCUGGGACAGUUUUGGAAUCUGGGAUAACCGUAUUGAUGAGCCAAUUCUGCUGCCACCCAGUAUUAAGUAUGGCAAGCCAAUUCCCAAAAUCAGCUUGGAAAAUGUGGGCAGCUCUUCCCAUAUUGGCAAACGGAAAGAGAAUGAAGAUCGGUUUGACUUUGCUCAGCUAACAGAGGAGAUCCUGUACUUUGCAGUGUAUGAUGGACAUGGGGGACCUGCAGCGGCUGAUUUCUGUCACACCCACAUGGAGAAAUGUAUUGUGGAUUUUCUCCCUAAGGAGAAGAACUUGGAAACUGUGUUGACCUUGUCUUUUCUAGAAAUAGAUAAAGCCUUUGCAAGCCAUGCCCAUCUGUCUGCUGAUGCAACCCUUCUGACCUCUGGGACUACUGCCACAGUAGCCCUGUUGCGAGAUGGUAUUGAACUGGUUGUAGCCAGUGUUGGGGACAGCCGGGCUAUCUUGUGUAGAAAAGGGAAACCCAUGAAGCUGACCAUUGACCAUACUCCAGAAAGAAAAGAUGAAAAAGAAAGGAUCAAGAAAUGUGGUGGUUUUGUUGCUUGGAAUAGUGUGGGACAGCCUCACGUAAAUGGCAGACUUGCAAUGACAAGGAGUAUUGGUGAUUUGGAUCUUAAAGCCAGUGGUGUGAUAGCAGAACCUGAAACAAAGAGAAUUAAGCUCCAGCAUGCUGAUGACAGCUUCCUGGUCCUCACCACAGAUGGAAUUAACUUCAUGGUGAAUAGUCAAGAGAUUUGUGACUUUGUCAAUCAGUGUCACGAUCCUAAUGAAGCUGCCCAUGCAGUGACUGAACAGGCCAUACAGUAUGGUACUGAAGAUAACAGUACAGCAGUAGUAGUGCCUUUUGGUGCCUGGGGAAAAUACAAGAACUCUGAAAUCAACUUCUCAUUCAGCAGAAGCUUCGCCUCCAGUGGACGUUGGGCCUGAUCGCUUCCUUGGACUUUGAGUUUCUGUGCAAUAUUGUUUUGCUGAGCGUGUCAAGAAACUGAUAAGAUAAAAAAAUAUUACCUAUAGCAGUGAGUCGCUAGAUCAAUACACAAGUCUGAGUAAACUUAAUAACCAUUUAUAUAUAGGUAUUUUCAUAAAUACCCAUCACAUUUAUGUUCACCUGUUCAUGCUUAGUAUAAAAAUAUGUGUAAUUAAGCUAGUGUGAGUCUCUAAGUUGAGUGGGCAAAUGAGAAGUGGUUUUGGUGUACUUGAUAAGUGUUAUAGGUUUUUUUGUUUUGGUUUUGGUUCUGGGGAUUGAACCCCAGGGUGCUUUACCACUGAGCUACAUCCCUAGCCCUUUUAAUUUUUUCUUUUAAGACAGGGUCUUGCUAAGUUGCUAGGGGUCUCACUAAAUUGCUGAGAGCCUCCCAAGAUGUUGGAAUGACAGGUAUGGGCCACCGUGCUAGGCUUGAUGAGUGGAACAUUUCUCUGUGUUUGUGCGUUUAUGGUACUGGGGAUCAAACCCAGGACUUUGCACAUAAAUUUCUAAUUUUUACCUCUUAGGCAGCUAUGGUUUCUUUUCAUCUUUUUUUGUUCUUUACUCAUUUGAACAGGUUCUUAAAGUUUUUCUAUAUUUUCACAGCUCUUCAAGGUGUUCUGCAACUUUUUUUCUUUCUUUUCUUUCUUUUUUUUUAAAUAGAGAUGGGCUCUUUCUGUGUUGCCCAAGCUGGCUCUGAACUUCUGGGCUCAAGUAUUCGUCCUGCCUCAAUUUCCUGUGUAUCUGGGACUUUAGGGGCACACCACUACAAGGGCAUACCACUAUGGCUCACUUACUAGUGUUUAUUUUUAAUAAUAAUAUCAAAGAGCACAGGUAAAAACUGGGUUCUUUGUUACCACAUUUUUUUAUUCUGGACCACUGGUAUGUAGAUUUAACCAUGCAAAAGAAAUCCAUUUAGGUGACCUCACUAAAUUCUAAUACAUUUUUCUCAUAUUUUUUAUUGGUGCAUUAUAAUUACUAAAUUGUAUACAUAUUUAUAAACAUAUACUUCUAUCUUUCAACUAUCAACAGCUCUCUCCCCAUUCAUUCCUAUUUUUAUGUAGUUAUUAAUGUUAUAUAGAUGUGAGUAUUCCUGGGUUUUGGUGGGUAGCUCAGUAAUAUUGCAUGUGCUUUUGAGAGACCCUGGGUUCAAUCCCUGGUACCCCCCCUAAAAGAAAAAAGGAAAAAAAAAGAGCACUCAGAUGUGACUAUUAUUUAAUAUCAGAAAAGAAUGCACAGGCUUAGGAUAUUUUGGUCAAAACAACACAAAGUUAAAUACUGACAAACUGACAGUAUCGAAUAUUUUUUAUGAAGUUUCCAUUGGUUAUCUCUAACUUUAUGGUUUUUGUUUUGAAUAUAGUAUGUAUCUUUUUUUAUAGAGUCAACAAGUUGGAUAUUUUGUUAGUGAAAAUAAUACCACAUUGACUGAUAUUACUAUUACACACAUAGCUUGAGGUUUAUGUUUCUGUUUUCCUCAUUUCUAAGACUUAAGAGAAAUAAUAAAUCUAAAACAGACAUAUAUUAAAGCAUUCUGUAUUUCAUCUUGCUAUGUGAUUUAGAAUGUAACACUAUGCUUUAUAUCUGCAUGUGAGUUUGCUGUUAAGCUGUGAAUCUCCCUGUGUACUUGGAAUAACAUCUGCAGUGUGUGUUUGCAGACUUUGUGAAUUGGUUAUAUGUGUGUUGUGUGUAUAUAUGUAUAUUUUGAAGUAAUAUGAAAUGAAAGGGAACAAUCUUUCAUAGCUCCUUCAACAGUUAGGUUUAAAUUAUCCAUACCUUUACCCCUAAGGAUGAUGGGAAAACUGAGCAUAGCUCUUCGAUAGUGGAGAAUCAGUGGUGAGCACACAGAUUAAGAAUGACUGUAGGAGGCACUUUAUUUUGGGUAAUUUAUCUGGAGAACCAGGAGCAGAGCCAGCAUGUUGAAGCUACAUUGUUAUGUGGUAAUUUGAAUCUAAAAAUAAAGGAUGUGAGAAAAAUACUGAGAAUUAAGAAUGACAUGGAAUUUUGUGGUAGAAAUUUAAAAAAAAAAAGAUAUGAAAAAAAUUCAAUGUAGUGUGUAUCUUCAACUUUUAGUUUUCAAGGUUGAUUUUUUUUCUUUCUUUUAGCUUUGUUUAAUGGAUUAUUUAGAAGGAAGAGGAUUCAAUAUAAAUACUUACAUCUUCUCAACUUUGGGGAAAUGGAAUAAAAUAAAUCUUGUUUUCCUGCCUGAUAUAAUUAGGAAUUGUCCUUUGGGGAAAAAAAUGCUAAAUAAAUAUUUCAGGUAUUUUUUAAGGUAAUAAGGUGAAAAGAGGAAAAAUAUUACAGGAAAGAAUGUAGUCUGCUGCUUGUAGUCUGAAAGGUGGGACACCAAAGAGACUCUAAAAGGUGGGAAAUUUCUUUCUCUUUCUGAUUCAGACCAUGGAACAGAAAUUUGGAAGCUACAUUCAGGAGCAUGGAGAAUUUCCAAACUCACAGGCAAAGUAGAACUCUGAAGCACAACAAUGACAUUCUAAAGAUGCACAUUUCAUUUUUGUUUUCAAUUAUUCACAUGACUAUUUCUCUCUUUUACUCAGUGGUAUUUUCAAGUUCAAAGUUCUAAGUGUCAUUAAUGGAGUGAGGUGAGUUGCUACGUUUAACCAAGAAGAAUUUGUAGCAAGGUGGUAUUGGGUACACUUGACUCUGUUUCACCUGGAAAAGUUUCAAAACCCUAAGUCAACCUUGAAUAAGCAUAAAACAUAUGCUUAAGAGUAUAAUGUAAUAUGUUGAUUAUCAUAAUCCAUAAAAGAUAAGCAUAAAUGUAUUAGGCCUCUAAGUCUGCUAAUGGAAAUUAUGCAAAUAGAAGGAAAAAAAAAACCAGACACUUCUAAUAUAGUUUUUAGUUAUAACUGAAUUUGCCAUAUAGGUAUAGACAUGGUGUAAAUUAUAUAACAUCAAUUAUUUUUAUGUUUGCCUUUCAUUUAUGAGUAGGAUAUAAAUCAUCUUUCUACAUUGUCCAACUACUUGCCAAAUAAGGUGAAAUAUUCUUAAAAUCAUUGUGACCUUUUACGAGUGUAAGUUCUCCAGUGUUUAUAUAUUCAGUAAUAAAUACAAUCAGGCCUGUAUUGAUGCAGGACUGUAAUCCCAGUGACUUGAGAGGCUGAAGCAGGAGGUUCACAAGUUGAAGGCCAGCCUGGGCAACUUAGUAAGACCCUGUCUCAAAAUAAGAAGGACCGGUGAGGUGGCUCAGAGGUAGAGUACUUGCAUAGCAUGCAUGAGGCCCUGUGUUCAAUCCUUAAUACCACCAAAAUACAAAAACCCCAAACCUCCUGCUCUCUAUCAAUUGUUCAUUUGAUAGAGAUCUUAGUGUUUCUUAAGUGCUUCAAAGUCUUUUCUACUUUUCUGGAAAAAAACAGCCAUUUGGGAGGGAUCAGUUUUGAUUCUUUGUACUUUAUGAAGUGAUUUUUCCCUGAGUUCCAACAUUAAAAAGAUCACUUUGAAGAAUUAGUAGCAUACACUUUAAAAUAUAGAAAUUAUUUUAUAAAAUGAAAUGUAAUUUUUUUUUAGAAUGUUACUAGAAAAUUGGGUAGGUCUAUGCUAACUCUCAAAAACUGGACAAAACAUUUAGUUUCUAAGAAUGGGAAUAGAUUUAAUGUCAUGGUAACAGGACAGUAAGAAAAUGCUUUAAGGUGGGGGUUGAGGGAGUUGAAGUGUAGCAUUAAACUGUUAAGCAGAGACAGGUGUUGUAUUUUCCUUUAGCUUCUCAAGGGGUCUCACAUACCUGUGGCUGUAAAAUGCCACAUGAGUUUGGGUUGGGUUGUAUUGAUUGUAUUUCUCAGAGACCCUUAUAUGGAUAACUUAAGCAGAAAUUAAAACUCAUGUCUUUACAAGGUGACUGUACCAAAUGGUGAUGGCUUGACUUUUGCUUUUGGCAUCUGGGAUGAGACCAAUUGACUCUCUGGCAGCUCCCAUUGAUUAUUAGAUGGUUGAAAUGGUGCAUUGGUGGUGGUGCUCUGUGUUCUGGGCUGGGCGAGUAUGGAGGUAUUCCACCUGUCAGAAUGACUCAUCUCCAUUGGAUUCCAGUGCAGAGUCUUGCAGCCUGUUGUCCCAAAUUAAUUCUCUAUAGAAGUGCUCUUGUGUUUUAUAAUUUGCCGAAGUACUACUUGGUGUAUAGUGCCUCCUGAAGUGAGCUGAGUAGAUGCUGCUUAGACUGUUUUAACUAUAAGUUAGAGUGACUGUGAACAAGCGGAAAUCACAUAUUUUGUUGUUGAAAUAUUCUAAUAAAACACAUGCAUCAAAGACUUUUAAAA
Molecule: messenger RNA, 6081 nt
Organism: Marmota monax (woodchuck)
Lineage: Eukaryota; Metazoa; Chordata; Mammalia; Rodentia; Sciuridae
Gene: Ppm1k
Product: protein phosphatase, Mg2+/Mn2+ dependent 1K
Exons: 7
Coding region: 664-1782 (372 amino acids)
Biological process (GO): protein dephosphorylation
Molecular function (GO): protein serine/threonine phosphatase activity; cation binding
Source: RefSeq, a predicted model, not a curated record